Molecule: messenger RNA, 885 nt
Organism: Fonsecaea pedrosoi CBS 271.37
Lineage: Eukaryota; Fungi; Ascomycota; Eurotiomycetes; Chaetothyriales; Herpotrichiellaceae
Exons: 1
Coding region: 1-885 (294 amino acids)
Source: RefSeq, a predicted model, not a curated record
AUGGCAGAGCAUCUCGUGCUGUGGCAGAACACCUACAAUACCGACGGCCACGGAAACCCCAUCAAGGCCGAGUUUAUGGGACAGUUCGGGAUAUCACCCGUGCGUCUCGUGUUUUGCAAGGAGGAGCCAUCGGCUGAUGAUGUGGAACUCGCCCCAUACGGGGCGACCUCGAUCUUUUUUACCAGACAGACACUCGACUGGGACGCGGCUCUCGAGUUCGACAAGCGUGUCAUCGUGUUUGGCAGUCGCGAGUAUCGGGAAUGCAAUUCGCGCAGAAGCCAGCCCUGGAGCGAGGAGAUGAAGCCGCAGCAGCACUCGUUCCUCCCCAUUGAGCUCGCGGUGCUUCACGACCCGACCAUCUACCUCCACGCAGCGGCUACAUUGUUCCCAGACGUGACGGAGGAUCAACUGGAGGCGAUCAAAAGGGCCAUGAAGCCCCCGCCGUCGCCGCCCCUGUCCGUUCUUCCUGUCUCGGAACCGCAGGAAGAGCCUGUCCAGACACCCACUCCGCCAAACACACCGGCUCCCGAAGAGCUGGGUCUGGAGUCUUUGUCUCUGGGAGACAGUGCUGCGACUCUCCCUGCAAAGGUCAUGAACAUGGGCGUUCGAAGGCAGCGGUCUCGAGGCCCUCAGCAACAACGAAAGCUACUUCACCAUCGGCGAAAAUGCAUCACGCACCAGAGGCAAGGACCCAGGGCAGCGAGUUUGGUUCGCGGCGGUCGGAGGAAGGACGGCGUCGAACGUUUACGGCCAAGGCACAGGUUGGGCAUAUGGAGGAGUCUCGCUCUUGGUAAUGUGGUCGAUUGGGACAACAUCGCGGCUCGAUGUCAAAAGCGCACUGUGUUGCCUCCUUCACCCGGUGAAAGGAGGCAUAGCUUUUCGUAA